This is a messenger RNA of Colletotrichum higginsianum IMI 349063, 3780 nucleotides long. Its product is annotated as Ribosomal rna-processing protein 12. The transcript is spliced from 2 exons. Bases 1 to 3780 code for a protein of 1259 amino acids. Lineage: Eukaryota; Fungi; Ascomycota; Sordariomycetes; Glomerellales; Glomerellaceae. The record is from RefSeq and is a predicted model, not a curated record.
AUGUCGACUCCAACUCUUGCCGAGAAGCUGGACAAGAUCCGGUCUCCGGGUCUCCAGAGCCAGAAGAGAACGGCGGUAGUCCUUGAUGCGGUCGACACAACGUUGAAGGAACAGAACGCCCAGCCUACACCGACCGGUUACUUCGCCGCCCUUCUCGCCCUCCUUACCCAGGCUGUUGAGAGUGGCAACAUCAGCUCCGACACGACGACUUCCGUUGUCUACCUCCUCGACAUCAUCACCCCGUUCGCACCCCAGCCUCUUCUCCGCGCCAAGUUCACUCAAAUCCUCACCUCGCUCGCUCCCGUGCUCCUCCAGCAAGAUGCCGAAGCCCUCCUCUUGCGAUCAUCUAUCGGAUGUCUCGAGUCUCUGCUCCUCGCACAGGACUCGGGUGCAUGGGAGCUUGGCGUCACCCAGAUCGGUCCCCGCAGAGCCGUCGCUGGUCUGCUGAAUCUCUCUCUCGAGCACCGCCCCAAGAUCCGAAAGAGGGCGCAGGAAGCGCUGCGAAAUGUUCUCAAGAACCCUCCUCCGAGUCCCUCGCUUGACCACCCGGCCGCCGACAUGUGCGCCCACACCGCUCUUGCCAACCUCGAGGAUAUCGCCGGAAAGGCUGCGCAAGCGAGAAAGCAGAAGGGGGCCGAGUCGGCACACGAUCCCGCCCUUAUCCACUCGCUUCAGCUGAUCAAGACCAUUGCUUCUGCUAGCGGAGGCUGGCCCAGCAAGAAGAUCGAGUCUCUGUGCGAGCUGCUGCUCGGGAUCUCGAGGUCAGGCAACGAGUACAUGACAAUGGCCACUUUCGAGAUUUUCGAAAUGAUCUUUGAAGGUAUGGCCGACGAGGUCGCCUCUGCCAAGCUUCCGCGACUUAUGGAGAUCAUCUCCGAAUUGCGGCCCGCCGCAAACGACACACAGCUGAUCCCGCCUUGGCUGGCCAUCCUCUCCAGAGGAUACGACGUUUCCGCACAGAUCGAGCCCGACGAUGUUUUCCAGAACCUGCCCGAAAUCUUCUCCAUGGUCGCCCAAUACCUGGAGUCGCCCGCCCACAACAUCCGAAUUUCCGCCUCCGAGUGCCUGGUUUCCUUCAUGGCGAACUGCAUUCCCAAGCAGGUCAUUCUCGAGCCUUCCAUCUACGACGAGAAGACGCUGGACAAGAUUGCCAAGAUCGCCGAGUCCCUGCUCAGCGUCAAAUACCAGCAGGCCUGGAUGGAAAGUUUCAACGUGUUUGGAGCCAUGUUCGACUCCUUGAGAUGGCGAGCACACCCGAUGAUGCUCAACAUCACCAAGGCCGUUGGAGAGCUCCGUGGCAGCGACUCGUUCCAGGGCAAGAAGGAGGCCGACGAAGUCAUCGGAAAGGCCGUCCGCGCCAUGGGUCCGGAGGCAGUACUGUCUAUCCUGCCUCUGAACAUUGCUAAGCCCGCGAAGGGUCAGCAAGGCCGCGCGUGGAUGUUCCCCAUCCUCCGCGACUAUGUUAGCAACACCAACCUUGCUCAUUUCCGUCAAGAGAUGGUUCCCCUGAGUGAACUCAUGUUCCAACGGGUGUUGGACCACGGCAAGGCGGAGAAGACUAUGGAAGUCAAGAUCUUCGAGACCCUUGUUCAACAGAUCUGGGCGACUCUGCCCGGUUACUGCGAUCUCCCCCUCGAUGUGACAGAGACUUUUGACCAGUCCUUCGCCGAGCUUCUCGCAAACAUUCUCUACAAGCAGGUCGAAUUGCGUUUGGAGGUUUGCCGUGCGCUCAAGGUUCUCAUUGAGUCCAACCAGGCUAUUGCCACCAUUGAGGACGAAGGCGAGGAGGACCUGGUUCUCCAGAGCCGUGUUUCCAGAGCAGUUGCCAAGAAGAACCUGGAGCACCUGGGCAGCUUCGCCGGCAACAUGCUUGCCGUUCUGUUCAACGUCUACACCCAGACUCUGCCUCAAUCAAGAGGCCCUAUCCUCCUCACAAUCAACGCCUUCCUUAGCGUUACCCCCGAAAAGGAGCUUAUCGACACUUUUGAUCGAGUAAGCAAGAUGCUCGCAGAGGAGCUGCAGCAGACUGCCAACCAGGAGAAGCCCAAGCAGCAGCAAAAGCAGGGCGCGAUGCCCUCAACGAGCAACACUCUGAUGGACCUGAUCAUCACCAUCGCCAUCUACCUUCCUCGCGAGAGCUACACCGCCCUUUUCGAGAUCGCCUCCGUCAUCAUCUUCAAGGAGAACGAGCCGCAGUUGCAGAAGAAGGCCUACAAGUUGGUGCCCCGCCUCACCGAGUCCGAAACUGGCAAGCUGGCGCUCCAAGCACGCAGCGACGAGUUGCAGCAGAUGUUCCUGACGAGCGCCGAAAAGGUGUCGGCUCCUGCUCGCAGAGAACGCCUGGGCGCCCUGUCCGCGCUUCUUCCCUACAUCCCUGACACAUCCCUUCACUUCAUCCCCUCCAUCCUCAGCGAGGUCGUCAUCUGCUGCAAAGAGAACAACGAACGUGCCAGAGAGGCCGCUUACGACCUCUUGGUCCAGAUCGGUCACCGCAUGGAGGCGGCAAACGGCGUUCCCAUCGACAACACCAAGGUUCCUCACAUGCCUGAGGGCGCGCCCGCCGGCAAGGCCAGUCUCGAAGAGUUCCUCACCAUGGUCAGUGCCGGUCUCGUUGGUAGCACCCCCCACAUGAUCUCGGCAUCUAUUACCGCUCUCAGCCGCGUUCUCUAUGAGUUCAGAAGAUCCUUGACCACCGAGACCCUGGCCGACCUUGUCCAAACUAUGGAUCUCUUCCUGACCUCCAACAACCGCGAGAUCGUCAAGAGUGUCCUGGGUUUCGUCAAGAUCUGCGUCGUCAGUCUUCCCUCCGAACUCGUGAUCCCCCGUCUGUCUUCCCUGGUGCCCAACCUUAUCAUUUGGAGCCACGAACACAAGGGUCACUUCAAGAGUAAGGUCAGGCACAUCCUGGAACGCAUGGUACGCAAGUUCGGGUUCGACCUCGUCAACCAGAACUGCCCCGAGAGCGACAGGAAGCUCAUCGUCAACAUCCGCAAGACCAAGGAGCGCAGCAAGAAGAAGAAGGACGCCGCCAAACAAGCCGGCGAGGAGAGCGACGAGGAGGAGGGACGACAGGGACGCAAGUUCGACAAUGAGCUCGACCAAGCCCUUUACAGCAGUGACUCGGACGGUUCCGACAACGAGUCCGACGAUGAGGGCGCGGCCGCAGGCCCUAAGGGCAAGCGCAACAACAGGAAGGGCGGCAACACAUACAUCGUUGAGGAUGAAGACGAGCCACUCGACCUGCUCGACCGCAACGCCCUGGCCAACAUUUCAUCCACCAAGCCCGUCAAGAUGCGCAAGCCUACCAAGACCAAGGCCCGCACCGAUCUCGACGGCAAGCUGAUUCUCGGCAAGGACGACGAUGAGGCGAUGGAGGUCGACGGCGCCGAGAACGACGGCUCCGGAGUCAACGCUUACGUCGCCGCGCUCAAGGGCAAGGACGUCGCCAAGCGGGGUCUGCGCGGCAAGCUCAAGUUCAGCAACAAGCGCGGACAGGACGACGAGGAGAUGGAGGACUUGGAUGAGGGCGACGCUGCGGCUGUCAAGGCCCAGGUCGACAAGAGCCGAGGAGGCGGCAAGCCCUUCCGCGGCGGACGCGGUGGCCAGGACCGUGGUGGCCGUGGCGGCCGUGGCGGCCGUGGCGGUAGUCGAGGCGGUGGCCGCGGUGGCAAGGGUGGCAUCGCCGCUGGCCGUAAGGGACUCGGCGAGGAUCGGAGAAGGGGAGGACCCACGUCGAGCGGCGGCGUCAACAAGGGCCGCAGAGGUGGCGGGCGCAGAUGA